GCUGUCCCAUGCAAAAGAUCAGCCCUGGUCUGCAAUACAAAACCAGGCGGACUGCACUCACCAGUUUACAAAAGACUAGCUGAGAGGAGUGCACGAGUCCAUCACACACCCCGAACACCCAGGCUGCGGGCGCUGUCUCUGCUGGCAAAGGGACGUCAAGUAACGCAGACCACUCGCUCUUUAUUAGUUCUGCGUAGAGGCUUUCAACACAUUCACUGCUUCCGAAAGCUCCCGUCUGCUGAAAUCAUUGUAGGGAAAACUUGUACUGUACUGUACUGUACUUCUGUUUUUUCAUAUCUCAGGAAUGGCUGAGCCUUACUACUUACUAGUGUUGGUAUUUGGUUUCAGUUAUCCUUGUUUUGGAUCCCGUGAUUUGCUGAAACCUGAUUUUGCCAAAAUAAGAAAUGCGGAUGGGACUGAAAGUGCGCCGAACACCCGAAAACCCUUCAGCGACCUGUCCUCUUACAACUCGGCAUCUGAACACAUGGCGAUGCUCUACACCAAGUACAACUCGGCAGACUUCACCUCCAGGGAUGGCAAUACGGUUCGCAGUUUUACAGCCCACUGGGGUACUAUGAAUAAUAAAGAACUUUUGAUAUUUAAUCUGACUUCUCUUACACAGUCUGAAGAAAUUCUUUCUGCCACAUUGCAUUAUUGCAUAGGAGACCAAAAUAGCAAUACCCAGGAGUGCAGGCCACCCAAAUUCUGUGCUUACCAAAGAGGCCGACACCAAAUCCCUGUUCGCUUGGACCUUUGGAGCUUUGAUUCUAACCGUAAUCGCUCCAGGAAUAUGGGAAACUUCUUUAUUAAUGUCACUUCUGGCAAUUGCAAAUCUGUACCAUGGCAAUGGAGGGACAUCACUUUCAUUAUAAAUGAAGCCAAACGAAAGAGUGAACUUUUGAUUGGCAUUGACAUUUCUUUACAAGGAUUAAAUCAGCGCAAAAAGGUGUUUUCUCAUCCCUUUCCCUACAUCCUGGUAUAUGCAAAUGACUCUGACAUUUCAGAGGCAGAGAAUGUUGUUUCUUCAAUCCAAAACAGUGAAGGACCUCUCCCACCUGGUCUUCACAGGCUGGAAGUCCACCAGCAGACUGACCCUUCUCAACGGAGGAUAAAACGUUCCACUAAUGUUCUUCUGCCUCUGCAGAAUAAUGAAUUGCCUGGUGCAGAAUAUCAGUACACUGAGGCUCAAGCCUGGAGAGAAAGGAACCCUUAUAAAACCCUGGAAGCCCGGCCAACAGAGAAGCAGAAAAACAAAAAAAAGCAACGAAAAAGUAAUCGGCACAAAGUACAGAUGCUUCAGUUUGAUGAGAAAACUUUGAAAAAGGCGCGGCGAAAGCAAUGGAAUGAGCCCAGGAAUUGUGCACGGAGAUACCUGAAGGUAGAUUUUGCUGACAUUGGCUGGAGUGAGUGGAUUAUUUCACCAAAAUCAUUUGAUGCAUACUACUGCUCUGGAUCCUGCCAAUUCCCCAUGCCAAAGUCCCUAAAGCCAUCAAACCAUGCCACCAUUCAGAGCAUCGUGAGAGCCGUGGGUGUUGUUUCUGGAAUACCUGAACCCUGCUGCGUGCCUGAAAGGAUGUCAUCUCUCAGCAUAUUGUUCUUUGACGAAAACAAAAAUGUUGUCCUCAAGGUCUAUCCCAACAUGACUGUGGAGUCCUGCGCUUGCAGAUAACACAUUGAAGAGAUGUAUUUACUUGGCCUAAUCUCAGUCUAGUUUGGAAGCUUCCCCUUCUUUGCACUGGAAGUGAUUUUCUUGAAAUGCAAGGUGAAGAGAUCCAGUUUUUGCAGGUUUAAGUGGUAUAAAGCACCUCUUUUUUCAAUUGUUAUCAUUCUUGGGUGCUUCUCAUGAAAGUUUUUGAGAGAGGAAAUAAUGAACAGCAGCUUGACUCUGAAUGAUAUCCUCUAAUUAUUUGAAAGGCCAAUCUUCUAAAAUGUGUUCUAUAAAACAGACUAAACAUACACCAGUGCUGAAUGCAAAGCAAUAUCCAUAUAUACACACAUCAAUAUAAAAUCAUCCUAAAGCUCCUGAAGGCCAGCUCUCUUUUGGAUCCAAACCAGACAUGUGAGGGUCUAAUGAACUGCAGCUGGUUGACUCUUUGUUUUUUUUUAUUUGUUAAUAAUGAAGGUGUUCUAUAUAUUGUACAGUGUAACCAUAAAAACAGUAUAAGAGUAUUGUGUAUUUUCCAUUAAGACCCUGAGGGCCUUAAUUUAUAGUUCCUAAUUACACUAUAAACUUUUUUUUUUUGGUGCCAGUGUUUCAUAUUUUAUAAGCGUUAAAAUAUAAUCUAUCAUUUACAUUUCAUUGAAAUCAGGAACAUCUUUUCUAAUGCAUAGAGUAUUUUAAACUAUUUAUGGCUGCUACACAGGUAAAAUAAGUACCAAAAUAGUUAAAAACAAGAGAUCAUAAUAUUGCUUGGUUCCAAAUAAGAUGCAAUACUGUGACAGGUAUGUGCGAUUUCUUGUAAUUUCAGUGUUCAUGACUUGUCUCUGCUUUGUAUGUAUGGUAAAGAUGGAGGUCCCACAGGCAGGUAGUAAGUUCAAGCGCUUGCAUUCUUGGCUGUAUGUUCACAAUGAAGCACACAUGCAGGCAUUCCAUGCCAGAAUAAUACUCCGUAAGAUCCCAUUUGGUACAUCAAAUGUACCAAAUCAUCCUUUCGUACUCAAUUUAACAUGAGCAGCAACAGACUUUACUUUCUGCUAAUCAUGAUAGCUGAGCACUACUUUUUUGCCUUUUCUAUCAGGCACUUUGCCAAAAACAAAGUUCAGUAAAGGAAGGAUGGCUGUUGAUGCUCGUGCUCAUCCUCAUAUACUGUUGUCCAAUAUUGAACUCUCAGAAAAAAAAAAUUCCAUUUAGCUACCUAGUGAUAUCUUGUCACAUCCAGGAUCCCAAACAAAACAUCAGACCUCCCUAACAGUAAAACCAACUACCGUAUAUACUAGCGUUUAGGUUCUCCCGCAGAUAAGUCGGGGCUUGAUUUUUACCGUAUAAUUUCUGGUA
Polypterus senegalus (gray bichir) is the source of this 2995-nucleotide messenger RNA. RefSeq names its product bone morphogenetic protein 3 (gene bmp3). Gene Ontology annotation, biological process: osteoblast differentiation; SMAD protein signal transduction; BMP signaling pathway. The record is from RefSeq and is a predicted model, not a curated record. The transcript has 3 exons. The coding region runs from base 305 to 1669 and encodes 454 amino acids. Lineage: Eukaryota; Metazoa; Chordata; Cladistia; Polypteriformes; Polypteridae. Gene Ontology annotation, cellular component: extracellular region. Gene Ontology annotation, molecular function: cytokine activity; growth factor activity.